Messenger RNA from Hordeum vulgare subsp. vulgare (domesticated barley), 1651 nucleotides. RefSeq names its product putative NAC domain-containing protein 94. The transcript is spliced from 3 exons. Gene Ontology annotation, molecular function: DNA binding. The coding region runs from base 380 to 1543 and encodes 387 amino acids. The record is from RefSeq and is a predicted model, not a curated record. Gene Ontology annotation, biological process: regulation of DNA-templated transcription. Lineage: Eukaryota; Viridiplantae; Streptophyta; Magnoliopsida; Poales; Poaceae.
CCUGGAAGUGACUGGCAUCCCUUGAUGCUACUCAGCUUGUCUUAGUUGAGACACUAAUCCAGCAUUAAACUUAUCAUGGCAGCUUUCAAGCAGAGAAUGAACUGAAACGAAUUAUUAAAGGAGGAACAAAAUCCUUCAGUUCAGACCUGUAUGGCCUGUGGGCCUCAUCCAGUGGCUCCACGUAGCUCAAGCCUCAUACACAGAUAUAUAAAUACACAUGGUGUGUACGUAGACAGCAUUGCAAUACCUGUAGUGCACAUCUCCUGGCGAUUGUCUCCACCUCAGCAGCUUCAUCCCAAGAAGCCAUUCACUAGCUCACUGCACAAAGGACAGCCUUUGCAAGUGUGUGCCAAUUGAAGAAUUCAUACCUUUGUGAGACAUGGAGAGCAGAAAUGAUAUCAAAUCAGAUGAGAUCCUCCUGCCUGGGUUCCGGUUUCAUCCUACUGACGAAGAGCUAGUUAGUUUCUACCUCAAGAAGAAGAUCCAGCAGAAGCCCAUCUCCAUUGAGCUCAUCAGGCAGCUGGACAUCUACAAGUUUGAUCCAUGGGACCUCCCAAAGCUUGCGAGCACCGGCGGUGAGACAGAGUGGUACUUCUACUGUCCAAGGGACCGUAAAUAUCGCAACAGUGUGAGGCCAAACCGGGUCACAGCAGCUGGGUUCUGGAAAGCCACGGGAACAGAUAGGCCGAUUUACUCCUCCGUGGGCACCAGGUGCAUAGGCCUGAAGAAGUCCCUUGUCUUCUACAAAGGCAGAGCAGCAAGAGGGAUGAAAACCGACUGGAUGAUGCAUGAGUUUAAGCUCCCUUCGCUCACCGAUCCGUCACUUCCCAAGAGCAGGCCAAUCGACAAGAACAUCCCGCUCAACGACUCUUGGACCAUAUGUAGAAUCUUCAAGAAGACCAGUUCGAUGGCGGCGCAACGGGCACUGUCUCACACUUGGGGGCUUCCAUUGCCCGGGGCAACUGAGCAAGAUCUCUUCUCUGCCCUGCAACCGGUGCAAGCUUUACACUAUGCUUCAGAGAGCUCCUCCCGCCCAUUGCAAGUUGCAGCUGUGGCACCAUCAAAUCCGUUCAAUGGCAAUUAUGGCUUUCAGGGACAGCACCAGCAGUUUCAGAAACCCAGCAACACACAGGAGGAUGGCUCUUCAUGCAAGGUCAUAAGCUUCAACUGUCGUCCAUCUCUGCAAGUCCUGAAAGGCCCCAUCGUCUUGCCAUUCCAAACACAACCGCCAUCGCAGAAGCAUGUGCACAUUGCGCCACCACUCUUCUUUGACACGCAGUUCGGGCAGCAUGAGCAGACUACAGGCUUUGUGACUGGUUCUUCUGCAGAUGUAAAUGCCGGCAUGAGCUGCAGGGACCAAGAGUCAGCCACAACGAAGCAUGGCAAUACUUUCAGCAUGAACAAUGAGCGGGAGGAUCCAGGUCUGGGGAGACUCAACUUCCCAUUCAAUUUAGAAGCAGACUCUCCAGAUGACUGGGAGUGCAACAUACCUUGGGAAUCCUUUCUUAGCCCAACACUCCCUGCUGAGAUCUCACAGUACUAGAUAACUAGCUUGCCCUGCACAGAGUCACCUUCAUAUGUUAGCAUUUCUGUUAGCAAAGGCGCCAGCAUAGUUUGUUCAGUUUUGAGUUAGAUGUAUUGUACUCCCUCU